This is a messenger RNA of Pseudozyma hubeiensis SY62, 1770 nucleotides long. RefSeq lists its product as hypothetical. The record is from RefSeq and is a predicted model, not a curated record. The transcript is spliced from 2 exons. Lineage: Eukaryota; Fungi; Basidiomycota; Ustilaginomycetes; Ustilaginales; Ustilaginaceae. The coding region runs from base 1 to 1770 and encodes 589 amino acids.
AUGAGGAUCUCUUUGUUGACGAUCGCUACCUUCGCGCUGCUCCUAGGCUACCGGUUCGGUCUGGUGUCUUCCGUAGGUCCUGGCUUUGUAGAAAAUGGCCUGACUCGUUUUGUGGAGCAACUACCUCUGGAGCAUCUACCUGCCGGGGAAGAUACAAGCACAGACCUCCAUGCAUUCGAUCCAAGGAGUUACUUCGCAGUGCCUGGCUCCUCGUCUAUCAACACGGUGAUUCCAGUCCACCAGCAAGCUUUGAACACAGGUGAGCUUGACCUUAGGCUCACUCAAUACCGUUUCAGUUCAAGCAGCAACCUUCCCGUGCAUGGCUUCCCUUUGCCUUUGGAGAAUCCUCGGAGCCACUGGCAAACGUCCUACACACGUGUGCAUCAUGAUGGUAGGCUCGCAUCUUCUAAUCACGAGCCGAUCCCCAACGUCCUGCUUACACCGAAUGCUCCGCGGCAUAUCAGCAAUCUGGCCUCGUUCCAAAGUCAAACGUGGUCCCCGACGUCUUUUCUAAAGAUAGAUUCGGCAUUUCCGGACCCGCUGCUCCAACAGAAUGCACAGGAAGGGCACCAAGGACUCGCCAUCAGUCAAGGUACCGAUACACAUGCCACCUCGGGCGCGAUUCCCUCAGCGAAACGGUGGCGGAGAAAUGGAGCCGCUUGGAGUGAAGAACAAAAGGCCCGCUGGGUCCGGCAGAGGAUGUCUUACAGUAAGCAGGAGCCUCAGUAUCUGCGCUCGCUUCCCUACGUCUUUCCCGAUCAGCCUUGGUUGAAACGUGCUAAAAUGCAAGUGUGGGAGAGGCCUUUCGUGCAGCAAUACGUUGCGUCGCAAGCUUUCGACGAUCAGCUCACAUGGCCUGAAUCCGACUAUCACCAGGCACAUUCUGUUAGCGGAGACCGCCAUGCCGAGAACAGUGCCUUUGCUUUUGCCGACUCGCUACUGGUCGACCCGUAUGAAUCAGAAGCAGAAACGUCUUUUACUGGUACUAAACCUCCUUCGAACGAGGCCAGUAUGCAGCACGUACAGCCUUACACGACUCAUCAAGACAGCCAUGCCGUUGGUCCGGAAGCCUUUGUAGCUCAAGGACAGGCCGUAGCUCAAUCUUCCUCAGGCUCGUCUAGCGGAUCAGAUGCUCAUAGUCUGAUCGCGGCUUCGAUGAGAAGGCUGAAUCCAAACGGCGGCACCAUGGUUGUGCCGCGCGACACUUCCAAUCGAUAUUGGACGGUGAGAAAGCUGAAGGAAUUUGGAGACAGUCCGGUUCGCAAAAGGUUCCGAGAGCCCGACAUUCUCAAGAUGCUCGAAUACAGCCUUCCGACGAUUCAGGUCGAUGCAGCGAGACGAUUCAGGUAUCGUGAGUCCGGAGACGAAGCGCGCAACGAGAUCAACUCUCGCGUCUUUAACAAUAGGCUGGUAUGGGCCGAUAUGAUCGAUAUGAGUGCUCAGGCUAAGAGGAGUCACAGAAAGAUGGCAUUCGGUCCUAGCCGGGUGCUGCCAUUUGUGAAGUUACCUACACCAUCAGAAAGUCGUAUGGAGCAAAAACAUCUGAGAGAGGUCAGAAUGACUGUUCAUGGUGCUGGUGUAGACAGCAAGACAUGGCCUCGAGAUCAUCCAUUUGUGGGACAAACUUACAUGGAGUUCUUCUCGAUGCCUGAUCUGCGAUCACCGGAGGAUCAGUCAACCAUCAUUCAACGGCACGGAGUGGGAUACUUGGAUACCGCUUAUCACGGCGAAGUUGAUGGAUUCUUGCUUUCGGCUCUCAAGAAAGUGUGA